Molecule: messenger RNA, 2385 nt
Organism: Darwinula stevensoni
Lineage: Eukaryota; Metazoa; Arthropoda; Ostracoda; Podocopida; Darwinulidae
Source: the annotation of a GenBank genome assembly
GUUGUCAUAUUCUAUUUCCAGGUUUUUGGCUCCUCUGUCACCAUGUCCAGGAAGAGACUUUUCCAAGUGGUGCCUCCUCAAUUUCACUAUGGUCUUUCACAGGUUAUACCAUUGUGUGAUUUGGAUGGAGGGCAUGUGCUUCUUGGAUUCACUGCUCAUGGGGAAUUCCUUGUAUCCUACUUGGAAAGCCCACCAAGACUGGACUUCACAUUUAGACCAAUGUCACUGAGCAACUGCAAGUAUAAGCUCUUCUGGUGGAAAUGGAGCCCAAAUGAAAAAGCAAAAAAGGUGGCUGAAGUUCCAUUGUUUGAGGAAGGGAACAUCGAGAGGCAGAUCAAUAUAUUCUUCUUCCAGUGGCCUCAGGAUCCCAAUCGAGUUCUCAUUCUUGGAUACAGCAACGAGGAGACAAGGUUGAAGCAGGUCUGCAAGUGUUACAUCACAAUCACUUCCAUGCCUGCCUUGUCCAAAUGCAGUCGUUGUGAUUCUUUCACUCCUGAAGAUGAUGAUGAUUUGGAUGUAUCAUUUGACUCAGUUCCCUCGCAUCUGUGCCUGAAGCAUGGGAUGACACUUCACACAUUUGUGGAACUAGUACCCCCUGUUCUCCAUGUCCAGCCCCAUUUGUUAACAGAUGGGAGCCUUGUGAUCAACACUGGCAUCUUCCUGCACUCUGUCCAGAUGUCCAUGAAGGAGCAUGAGAAACACACCAACAGCUGUGAGAAAAGGUGUAUGGCUGUGCAGUGCUCUGAUAUUGUGACAAGGGAGCAUGAUCUAGAAGACCUAGAGAGCAUCUCCAGUGAGAGUACAGAUGUCCACAGUGUUCUUUCUGAGUGCCUAUCUGAGUCAUGGUGCAGUCCCAGGAGAGGAAGUGAUAUUGAAGAUGUUACCAUGGAAGAGUCGUUGCCACUGGGCCGAUUCAAUCGACGCACAGGCUUCAAAGCCCAUGGCCGUCGUCAGGCAGAACCUGAAAGGAAGACUCGGACAAACCUAUCAAUUCAGACCCUUGCUGAAGCUGCCUAUGAAUUUGUGGAAGAAGGAAAUGCUCCUGUGAAUGAAAAGCUGAGCAUGUUUCGAAAGCGACGGCUGGCAGAUAAAAAAUAUGAAUUCAGCAGUGAAAAUGAAGAGAACAGUGAACCCUUGUUUCUCCACUUUCCUCGGCGUAUGAGUCUGUACCCAAAAAACUGUCAUGAUCCUGGUUCUCGGCGGGAAGGGGAGCUGAGUGCCUUUGACCAGCUUCUGCUCAGUUCAACUGGUGUUUCUGUUCAGAGAGGAGAAGGCCUUGACUGUGAUAGCUCUCCCCCCCUGACAGUGUCAAUAAGUGAUUCCUCCAGCUCAUCCUCUGUACUGAGGGAGCUUAAUCACUGUGCCAAGAGCAAUAUGCUUCUCUCACCAAAAGAAACUCGUGACCACAGAGAAGAAGGAAGUAGUCCAAUUUGUGGCAGCAUUCAGGGAAAAGAAACUUGUACUAGUACAGACUCAUCUUACUUAUCUUCCCAGCCACAGAUAGAUUUGUCUCAAGGCUCACUAUCAUGGGUGGCAGACCUGACCCGGUUCUUCGUGGAAGUUGACCAUGAGCUCAUUUCUGUCAUCACUGACAUUGAAGAUGAUGAUCUCAGUGACAUGACAGGCUACCAUAUGGCACUUCCUGUUGAACUCCACGGGUCUUGCUAUAAUCAGCUCCAAAUGAUCUCCCGUAGCAAGCUUUCAACACUGACAAUUCCAACUGUUCAGGUUCGUCAGGUGAGCCUAGAUCUAGAUCAGCUGUGCCUUGAAAUGGCUGAGAAGUUAUGUUUGGAAGAUGGAUUCCGCUACCUCUCAUGUAGGGACUACGAUGUCUCCAUACUGGAGGUGUCUGUUGAUACAGGACAUGUGGAAUGUUGUGCCUUGAUGGUGGUGGAAGCUUCCUCCAAUCAGACCAGAACCAGGCAUGAGCCUCCUUGCCUUUACAAAGGAGGCUUUUUCUUCACCUGGAAUGUUCCACAAGGGGAUUGGAGGAUCACCAAGAAACUGAAUCUGAUCCAAUGUGGUGAUGUCAGGUUCUCCCCCAAGCAUCUCUGGUGUCCUGCUCAAAGAUUAUCCCUUGCCCUGGCCAAGAUCACCUCUCAUGUUUCCCCUCCCUUACGGCAUCUCGACGACCUUAAUGUCUCCCAAGGAGGAGAGUCAUUGCCAUGCUUGGUGGAUCCUAAUCAUUCUGUGAUGAUUGUCCUUGAUCAAAGAUUCCCUGGCCUCCUCCAUCAUAACAAGGUUAUUGCUUCCUUCCCUCUUGUGCCAGAACUGAUACCUUCAGUGGAAAUGGGGUCAUCAAGCAAAUCCAUGAUGUGCCUCUGGGUGAGCAAGCUCAAACAGUUGCAGAGUGGACUAAAGGAGCUGGAGGCACUCCAGCCAUAG